Molecule: messenger RNA, 1813 nt
Organism: Saccoglossus kowalevskii
Lineage: Eukaryota; Metazoa; Hemichordata; Enteropneusta; Harrimaniidae
Product: neo-calmodulin-like
Cellular component (GO): myosin II complex
Molecular function (GO): calcium ion binding
Source: RefSeq, a predicted model, not a curated record
GCGAGUUUAAGGGAGACAUAACAUAGAAUCAGUUAGCAUGCCUUGUGGCUACAUAACAUAGUCCUAGCUACCUAGUGUAACUAAUUUCAAAUUAUCUGGAAUUCCACCGUCAAUCAUCAUCAUCGCUAUGUCACAAUAUCGCAGCCUAGUCACGGAGUUUGACAAGAAGGAGUCGGACCAACAAUCCGCUGCUAUGGAUGAUGAAUUGUCAAUGGAGCAGAUAGCGGAUUUGAAGGAAGCUUUUGCCCUUUUCGACAAGGAUGGUGACGGCAGUAUAACCGUGAAGGAGCUGGGUAUUGUAAUGAGAUCUCUUGGACAGUAUCCAACGGAAGCAGAACUCCAGGAUAUUGUCAAUGAAGUAGAUGCCGACGGCGAUGGAACAAUUGAUUUUGAUGAAUUCAUUGAUAUGAUGACAAAAAGGAUGAAAAGGUUAAAAGACGUUGACCCCAUCAAAGAACUCCAAGAAACAUUUCGAGUAUUUGACAAAGAUAAUGACGGGUUUAUCUCAAACGAGGAAAUACGACACAUUAUGAAAAGUUUGGGUGUGAUAUUGACAGAGGAAGAAGGAGAGGAGAUGAUAAAAGAAGCUGAUGCUGAUGGUGAUGGACUUGUGAGUUUCCAAGAUUUUGUGAAGAUGAUGGGAGAAGAAAGUGUUUGAAGUAGAUCGCCCUCUAACGACAAAGGAUGUACAGAUGCACUCGUAAUCCGCAUAUCACCAACAAUGAACACAGCUUCAUCGUUUGAAAUAUAAAAGACAAAGUUUCUGUUAUGGGCAUAUUACCAAAAAUGCUUUCAAUUUUGUAAUAUGUAAAAUUCCGAGAUACUUGUGAUGAUGAUGAUGUGCAUGUGCAUACCAUGUGCAUUUGAAUGAGAUGUACAUAAACUAUAUAUUAGUCAACUAUUAAUGCGCAGGAUUUUCACAUUUAGCGCAUUGUAUGGAGAUGGGGAAAUAGUCAGCAUGCUGAAACAUUCAGAUUGUUAAACCUCUGAGAAUGUACCAUACCAGUAGCAUACCAAUGCAGCACACUACGUCAUUUGAUUGUCAAUUGCAAUUUAACUACAUAAAUCAUGGUCCUCAUUCCAUGACACGCAACCGCCUCGAUUAGAACUAUUCACAAACAGAUAGACAAACAGAUGUAAUACAUUAUCGUCCUUCUAAGCAAACUGUAUUCAUUUAUAAAAGUCUGGUGUGAAAUGGAUCAGUCCGUAUGCGUAUUCAGAUCUGUGCCUUGACCUCAUUCGUAUAUGAAGGCUCCGGGUACACGACGGUAGUACUAGUAUUAGAUUUAUAUCAUCAAGAAAUAAUAUUACCACAUAUUUCAGUUAAUAUUAACUAUCUUCUACAAUACUCAUGUCUCGUCGCCUUGUAAAUAAAUCAGAUUACCAGUACAUAUAUACGUUACAUAUGUAUUAUUUGUAAGAAAUCCUGAAGUUGAAAGUAACGCCCUUUCCCUGACCAUCUUUUUUAGUUGGAGAAUUGAUAUACAAUGCUGCCCUCAGUGGCAAAACAUGGGAAGUACUCAACGAGAAUUGCAUCAGCGAAGAUUGUUUACAGCAUGAGAUCUCGGACCUCUGAUUGGUAUGGUAUUUCCCAUCUGAAAUUAACACACUUAGGCUCAGCCCAAGUAUUAUGUGAUCCGGUUGGGGUUGAUGCUCUGUAGGUCUGAGUAUUGGUCGACUUGACAUUUCUGAAAAACUUCAAAUAAAAUAUUUUCACAAGCUGGUUUUCCCAACUUAUUCAGUUCACAAUAUUUCAAUAACCAUGGACGCCUAUCAUGAUGUAUUAAAAGUAUUAAAAGUUGUUUUGUGCACC